This is a messenger RNA of Pisolithus orientalis, 162 nucleotides long. RefSeq lists its product as uncharacterized. NCBI's taxonomy places the organism in Eukaryota, Fungi, Basidiomycota, Agaricomycetes, Boletales, Pisolithaceae. The record is from RefSeq and is a predicted model, not a curated record. The annotation marks the transcript as partial. The transcript has 2 exons.
AUCAUCAUCUCAUGUAUUACGGGCAUAUUUGCCUGCAUAGCAGAUGCUGUCAUGACGGUCAUCAGCGCUAUAGCAGGUUGCCUCGAAUGUAUCGUCGCUGCUAUAGCAAAUUUCUUCACUGGCCUGGCCAAUUGUAUCACAGGGUGCUUAUGCUGUGGGUAA